Poecilia latipinna (sailfin molly) is the source of this 1121-nucleotide messenger RNA. RefSeq names its product olfactory receptor-like protein OLF4. Gene Ontology annotation, biological process: detection of chemical stimulus involved in sensory perception of smell; G protein-coupled receptor signaling pathway. Lineage: Eukaryota; Metazoa; Chordata; Actinopteri; Cyprinodontiformes; Poeciliidae. The record is from RefSeq and is a predicted model, not a curated record. The transcript has 2 exons. Bases 126 to 1118 code for a protein of 330 amino acids. Gene Ontology annotation, cellular component: membrane. Gene Ontology annotation, molecular function: odorant binding; G protein-coupled receptor activity; olfactory receptor activity.
AGCAGUUUUAUUGGUGGCUUUAAUAUGUGAACUCUACAACAAUGCAGAUUAUAAACAUGAUAUAAGUGUUUGGGUACAAUAAUUUUUAUUCUGCUUAAGAUCUAUGUGGGUUUAAUCUGCUUAAAAUGUCCUCCACUAACCAAACUCAGUUGAACACAACUUUUAAUCUGGAGCGUCAGGGAAUCCUAGGGGUGGCAUUUUCUUCCACUGUGACGACUUUGCCAUGCUGUGUGUUUCUUUUCAUCAAUGUGACAAUGUUGUACACCUUGAGGAGUAAAGAGGUGUUUCGAGAGACGUCUCGUUAUAUUCUGCUGUUUAACCUUCUGUUUUCAGACACCAUCCAGCUGGCACACAAUCAGUCGAUGUAUUUACUGCCUUCAUUUAGAGUAACUCUGCGGUAUUCUGUGUGUGUGGUUUUAGUUUCAUUUAACAGCCUCACACUCAGCGUUUCUGUUAUCACACUGGUGGUUUUGUGUCUAGAGAGAUACAUAGCUGUGUGCUUUCCNNNNAAGCACAGUGUGUUGAUCACCACAAAAAACACAGGAGUGGUUAUUUUGGUCAUUUGGUGUUUCAGUUCUCUUAGGGUCAUUGUCGCACUAAGUCUAAUUUUCAAAGUUUCUUUUGACAAUGUAAAGGAAAUGCAAAUGGUAGACUUCUGUGGUAAAGACAGUGUGUUUUCUGAUCCAGCCUCCGACAUUUUUAACAAAGCGUUCACCUAUUUUCUGUGUGUAUUAGGGGGUGUAGCUGUUGUUUUCUCCUAUACUGGUAUCGUUGUAGCAGCUCGUUCUGCCUCCACAGACAAAGCUUCAGCCAACAAGGUGCGAAGGACUCUGCUGCUGCAUCUGCUGCAGCUGGGCCUCACACUGUCCUCAACGAUACACAAUUCACUGCUCAUAGUUAUCUCAAAUAAUCUAGACAGGGUGCAAUCUGUGAACAUGCAGAUUGCUCUUUAUGUUUGUGUUAUUGUCCUUCCUAAAUGCCUGAGCUCCCUCAUAUACGGCCUCAGAGACCAGACAAUCAGACCUGUUCUUAUGUUGAAUCUCACCUGUCAGUGGAGAAGCUCAGCUUUCAUUUCCAACGUCCAAGCUAGAAAUAAAAUCAGAACACAUGUAACCUGACGG